This is a messenger RNA of Lepisosteus oculatus (spotted gar), 2454 nucleotides long. RefSeq names its product ankyrin repeat and kinase domain containing 1 (gene ankk1). Gene Ontology annotation, biological process: protein phosphorylation. The record is from RefSeq and is a predicted model, not a curated record. Gene Ontology annotation, cellular component: nucleus; cytoplasm. NCBI's taxonomy places the organism in Eukaryota, Metazoa, Chordata, Actinopteri, Semionotiformes, Lepisosteidae. Gene Ontology annotation, molecular function: protein binding; ATP binding; protein kinase activity.
CAGCAUUUUGAAGCUGGCUCCUGUCUGAGGAUCUGAGUUCACAAGGAUUUUCUCAUGGAGCAGAGUUCAGAGGAGACAAAGUACUUCAGCAAAGAUGACUUUGAAGCCGACUGGGUCAAGAUCGCAAGUAGGAAUUUUAGCCAGGUUUUCAAAGUGAAAGUCAAGGUUUGGAGAGAAACAUUUGCCAUAAAAUGUUUUCCCAAUAUGUCCUCGGACACCAGUCUCUACAGGCAGAUGAUGAAGGAGGCUUCCAAGAUGGAGAAAAUGAAGUUCAGCUAUAUUGUGUCUGUCUAUGGCAUCUGCAAUGACCCCAUGGCGAUAGUGAUGGAAUACAUGAGCAACGGAUCGAUGGACAGUUUGCUCACGAGUCACUUGCUGAUGUGGCCCAAAAAGUUUCAAAUGAUUCACGAGGUGACCAUGGGUAUGAACUUCCUUCACAGUGUCAAGCCACCCUUGCUUCAUCUCAAUUUAAAGCCGGCAAACAUCCUUUUAGAUGAUCACCUACACGUUAAGAUCUCGGAUUUUGGAUUGGUCAGAUGGGAGGAGACUUCAAGCAGGACAGAGUUUAUAGAGCAAGCCGCAGCAAGGGGAAAUAUCAGCUACAUCCCUCCUGAAAUGUUCCUUGAAAGUGCCAAGUCACCAGGGACCAAGUACGAUGUUUACAGUUUUGCCAUUGUGACAUGGGAGAUAAUAGCUCAGGUUAAGCCUUAUCCAGGAACCAACCGCAUGGCAGUCAUAAUGAGAGUGGCAUCAGGCAAAAGGCCGAGUCUCGAGAAAAUCCCAGAGGACAGACCCGACCAGUGUAACCAGCUGAUAGACUUAAUGGAAAGGUGCUGGAACCAGGAUCUGCGGCAAAGGCCGUGCUUUUCAGAAAUUGUAACAGAGACAGAAGAGCUCAGGGAGAUUUUGAAGAUACCAGACCUGCGACGAGGUUCUGAUGAAAAGUCAAGAUCAAGUCAACCUGUGUAUUCUAAAAUGUCUACAAACUUGAAAGAAGUUGAGGUGAUCGACAUGAAGCCAAGAUUCAAAGACACAGAUGAAAUAAAUUCAUGCAAAGAUAUUAUUGGUCUGCUGUCAAGAAGAGAGUUCAUGGAUUUUAAGAAAAUGCUUAACAAGGAACAUGUGUCUAUGGUAUUUGAAGACGGCAACUCUCUCCUUCAUUACGCUGUUGCCAUGGGAGACCUUGAGACAGUGAAGCUAGUCCUGCAUUUUGGUGCUACUGUGAACUCCCAGAGUAUCAAGGGGUACACUCCACUGAUCAUAGCCGUGAUCUAUAAAUUUCUGGACAUUUGCUCCUUGCUUCUCGAGCACGGUGCGGAUGUAAACUUGGCCGACAAGGAUCAAUGGACUCCUCUCCAUUUUGCCGUGCAAAGCGGUGAGGACAGAAUCACACGUCUGCUUCUAGACAGUUAUGCGCAAGUCAAUGCCAGGGAGCGAGACGGGUGGACGCCUCUUCACCUGGCAUCUCAAAACGGGUACGAAAGCAUGGUCCGUACCCUGUUAACACGGAAAGUCACCGUUGACCAACAGGAGAACAGUGGUCGAACGGCGCUUCACAUCAGCUGCGCUUAUGGGCACGUCAACAUUGCCAAGCUCCUGAUCGGGCAUCAGGCAGACUUGAAUGAGAGGGACAAUGGUAACUGUACACCACUACACCUUGCCUCUGAUGAAGGGCAUUUCAGGGUGACGAGGCUCUUGAUAAAAAGUGGGGCAGAUGUUAACAUUGUGGAUCAAAACCGAUCUACUGCUUUACAUUUGGCUGCCCUGAAGGGACACAAUGGGUCUUGCAGGCAACUACUUGCGCAGGGAGCGAUUCCAGACCUGCAGACUUCCCAAGGGUGGACACCUCUGCACCUUGCAUCCCUGAAAGGACAUCCCACUACGGUACAGAUCCUGGUGGAGCACCACGCCACUGUCAACCUCCAGGGAGAGAACGGGCAGACCCCUCUUCACAUUGCCUGUCACUAUGGCCAGGAUGACGUGGUCUCUGAGCUGCUGAGAGCAGAGGCUGACCCAAAUAUCGCUGAGGAUUCAGGAUGGACGCCCCUCCAUGUGGCCUGCCACAGGGGGAACCUCUCAUGCGUGCAGCAGCUAAUAUCACAUCAGGUGAACAUCAACGCCCAGAACAAUUCCGACAGGACUCCUUUGCACCUGGCAGUCCUCAGUGGGAGCACCUCCACAGUCAGAGAGCUACUCAUGAGCGGUGCUGACCAGACCACAAAGGAUGCUACCGGUUGCACUGCUUUGCGGUUAGCAAUAGAUAACCUCAAAGAAGACAUUGCAGAGCUGCUUCUUCGCAAGGAGAAUUGAAUGUCUUCACUAAAAACUCACAAAAAUGAGAGGAUAACACAGCUGUUUUACUUAUUGAUAUUCAUGUGAUCCUGCCUUGUGUCCAUUACUUACCGGAAUAGGCUCUGGCUGGUUCCCCCCCUCGAUUUUCCAAUAAAAACCUUU